UUGGGUAACUUAAUGUUCCAGUAUGCGUCGCUGCGAGCUAUAGCUGAGAAAUACGGCGCUAGAUUAAUUCUCCCGGCAAGUUGUAAAUUGCGUCGAGGCUUCAUGCUGGAUGCGAUCUUCGUAUCCGACUACCUGAAUGACCAGCUGAUCCGACGUUACAGCGCCGAUGAGCGACAUUUCCCGCAAGCACUGAUUCGUAAGGAAUUCACAUUCUUAUCGCAAAUCAUUGAUAAGGCAGAUGGAUUUUUGCAAGAAGCAAAGUUUGAGAAAAUUCAUGCAGAAGCGAUUGUGAGUGGUUCGAAGGAGCGCGACCAAGUGGAUAUCAUCCAGGAUUUUCAGGGAAUCAUUCAUAAUUCCAGUUUUUCGAAUCCACUUUAG
This is a messenger RNA of Gongylonema pulchrum, 378 nucleotides long. The record is from the annotation of a GenBank genome assembly. NCBI's taxonomy places the organism in Eukaryota, Metazoa, Nematoda, Chromadorea, Rhabditida, Gongylonematidae.